Molecule: messenger RNA, 3766 nt
Organism: Styela clava
Lineage: Eukaryota; Metazoa; Chordata; Ascidiacea; Stolidobranchia; Styelidae
Source: RefSeq, a predicted model, not a curated record
AAUACGAUAUCAUAUCUUAAUACCAUCUUAAGUGAUGUUUUCUACCGUUUUGCUUAUACAUUCAAUCUUGCAGUACUCGACAAGAAUCCCAUAACCCACGUUGGGCCGCGCCAUUGUGUAAUCUAAUUUUAUUUUAUUCGAAUUUAUUUUUAAUCUGAUAUCAUGGUUUGAAUUUCAUGUUUUUUAAAAUAACAAAUAGGAUAUAAAGAGUAACUUUAAGCCACAAUGCAUUACUUUGUGACGUCAGUCGCAUUGUUGGUGGUUUCGAUCGCGUCUGUCAACAGUUUAACAUGCAAUGAAGGCUUUAACGGCAAAAUAGGAGGAGUUCCGUUUUAUCACUGGACAGAUAGAAAGUGUUCCGGUAAAAGUGAUUGCUUCAUGCAAGAGCUGUCCUUGAAAUUGUUCGAGACAGAUAUCGGAGUGACAGCGAAAUACGGUGGCUGCAUUUCAUCUCGCUACGCCCCUCUGAUGACCUGUGAAAACCUAUUUGGUGCGGACAGCACAUUCGAUCCUGCAAGGUUGCUAAAUAUGAUGCCAGAAUUAGAGCAGAAAUUCAAAGACUUCUUAGAAGACAUGAGACUAAAUACGACCCAACAGUUUCAAAUCUUAUUCUCAAAUGGCAAUGGAAGUGAGGAGUUCAUAGAAGGCUUGGUUACUUUUACUGAACAUUUAGGGUUUAAAAUGGAAAAAGUGAAACCACUAAUUAGGCCAAUGGCAGAAUGUUGGAAUUGGCUAUUCGCUUCGCCUUCGCCUUCGCUGGAUUAUCAAGAUUUCAUAUCACGACGUAUAAAUCUCACGGACAAUUUGUUAGAAGCUCUUGGAAAUCUUGAGAGUAAAAAUACGGAUAUUGCAGAAUAUAUUUUAUCAUUUAUCGGUAAUUGGGCUGACGAGAAAUCUAUCAACGAAAUACGAGAUUCAAAGUAUUUACCUUUGCUUGAAAACCUUCCCGAGUUGGUCAAAAUGGCACUACCAAAUUCUUUUAAAGCUUCCAGCUGGUUUGAUUCCAUGUUUGAACUUCUCGGUGACAUCAGGAUUUCUGAACCAAAAACGUCUGCUUUUAACACGAUCAAAACUAUGAAAUCUAUGGUUGAAAUACCCAAAGAAUACAACAAAUACCUGGACCCAAUACUGAACACCGCUCCUGAACUUGUUCAACACAUGGCCGACGGAGACUACAUGUACGCGGGAACAUGGUCUGCAGAACUUGUCAAGUCGGAAAGCAAAACAAAUUCGGUCACAAAGAAACUUUCAACUUCAAUAUUCAAGUUCAUCUCAAGCAUAAGUCAAAAGCAAGUACCUGCUGAUAUAAAUGUCCUGAUCACUUGGCUACCGGGAGUCUUCUACAAUUUCUUCCCAGAGGAUAGUACCGGUAUUGACCGAGUUUACAACGCACUUUCUGACGGAUUCGAUGCUACUGAUGUUACAAAUCCAACGAAUACUCUCCCAACCACCAAGAUGAGCGAUUUUUUAGUAAAAUUCACCGAAAAAUUCAUUGAGUACCCACCAGGACAACAGGAGCAGUCUGAAGCAGCCAGACAGAUAAAGGACUUGCUCGUCAUCAAUUUCUCGAAGACAUUUUAUAACAUUAUGACGUCAAAAUACACGGAUAAACUCGAUAUCAUCUUUGAUACGUUGGCAGAAGGUUUGAAAAAUUAUCCCGACUUUGACACGGGAAAAAUCGUAGAAAAUUUGAUCACAAAUUUAGGAUGGACUGUUCCAACCGAACUCAAGCCCCUUCUGAACACCGCCCAAGGUCUAGUUAAGGCAAUGAUGAACGGCAGUUAUGAAGCAAUGAGGGAGGCAGCUGAAAAUGUCAUUCAAGAAUACGAAGAAGCAUAUCCUAAAUCAGAAUUUCCGGAUUUAGUACGAAGAUAUAUCGAUUACUAUCAUACUGUAUUUGUAGAAGCUGAGAAGAUAAGACAGGAAUCUAGGGAUUCAUAUGAUGAGUGCCCUUACACAGACCCAGACUGGCUCGAAUGUUUCAACAAAAUAGACGAUGAAAAUAGGAAAAGGGAUAAAGAAUUUGCGCUGAAACUUUAUAAAAUGUCGAAUGAUUUGUCAGUUGACACUUCUUUUGCUAUCUUUCGUUUAAUGGAUUACGACGAUGACGUCAUCACAUCGGUUGCGAUAAAGACUUUCCCUCAAUACGCAACUUACAUCAGACUGAUGCGAGUUCUUGAUUCUAGCGACAUCAAGGACCUGCUUAACGACUUUACUACGUGGUUUGUAGAAUCGACCUAUGGCCGUAACUAUACCUUGCUAACGUUAACGGAGUUCACUGCAGCGAUAAAUGCAACUGUUUUCAAAAUUACUUCGAAGCUGGGUGACGUCACGAAAGAAUUACGUAACAUGUUCGCACCUGACUCGUGCAAAUACGAACAUUGCUCUUUCGACGGUUGUAACGCAGAUGGAUUUCUCGCAAAAAUACCGACAUUCUCACCACCUCCAAGUGUUGCGACUCCAUCAGUGUUCCCCGACAAGAAAUUAGAUAAUACUGGCAAAGACAAAGUGCUGACCAUUACAGAUGAACCGCCAUCUACCACGUCUGGAUCUAAUAUAGUCAGCGGGAACAUAAUGCUGAGUAUGAUCUCAUUGUGGCUGAGUUACAGAGCGUUUAUGGAAUAAUGACUUGGAGACGUUUUGGAGCAAAUUUUGUUUCAUUACCCAGGACUUUUUUAUGAAAUAAGCAUUUUCCGUUCUUGACCCAACAGUUCUUUUCUAAACAAAACAAUUUAUGUAUUUUGUAGAACAGCAUCUAAUGUGUGACAAUUUCUUCUAUUGCCGAUAAAAUUAGUUUUUUAACGCAUACUAUGACACACAUAUAUAAUCGUUUUCAUAUUACUACACACCGACCAAAUGUCCCAAUGUUCACAAACAGCAAAAUAAAUAUAUAUCGUUUCAGUAAAUUCCAGCGCCUUGGUGGAAGGAGGCAACUUUGCUCAAAGAUCAGUCUCUUUUGCUUAUGAGCAAAAAACCUUGAUUUGAGCAAAAUCCCUCAACAAAACCCCAGAGAAAAGAUUGAGAUUAGGGUUUACAUGUAUGCGUACCAUGUCCUUUACUGAAACAACUUAUUGCUGAUAUAAAUGCAUUUUUAAUAGUUUCGACAAAUUAUUCACCGGGGAAGCACUUUAUUAACCAAGAAUAAAAAAAUUCAAAAUGAUUGCAAUUCAUCGAUCAACAUAGCUAAGUCAUAUAUAUUGAAUAUAACCUACCGAUGGGGACGGGCUACAACGGCAGCUAGACCAACAGAUUAUCUGUCUUAGGUGUUUUCUUACUAGUAAAUCCAUGUGUGUAUAAUGAAUGAUUCGAUACUAAGGCAGAAAACGAAGCGAAAAAAGGGAAUGUGCGCGCCAUUCCAAAAUAUUGAUAUCCGAAAUCAAAUAAUAUUUGCUUUCCUACUUUGGAAUCGAAAUAUUCUAUUGUCCAUCGUAAUAAUGAAAUUUCGCAUUUUUAUUUUAUCAUAUUUUCAAAACAUAACAGUGUUAUGGCAUGAGUCUUGUUAAACACGUGUUCGUCAAUGAAUGACCUUUUAAUUAAAGAAUAAUUUUUUAUCCCCAGUUUUGGAAAAUACAGGUUAUAGAAAUGACGUUAAUAAUUGGUAUUACGCCGUUACAUUCGAAAUAAGCAAUGGAUACUUACUUUAUUAUGUUGUCAAUACCUGACAAAGUAUCGAUAUUUUUUGAGUUUGUAUAUUCGUAUGUUCACCUUAUUUACCCAUAAAUUUCUUUUAUGAAAAAAAUUAAACAAUAAAUUACAUAAAACGAAA